UUAGUGACGCUACAUACCACCACCACCAAUAACCAUGGUUGCAUCUCUCACUUCCCACCGGUCCAUCUUCCUCAUCUUGUGGAUCGUAAUCCUGUGCGGUCACGCUCAUGCGCGCUUCUUCUCCCGUGAUCCGCUCUCUGAUGGCGUCUCCGCCAACACCGGGGAAGGCCUCCUCCGCCUCCCGUCGGCGAUCACGGCCGAGUCCUCCUGCGAGCAGACCUACGGCUUCCUACCGUGCACCACCACCGUCAUCGGUAACUUGUUCCUAAUUAUCGUCUAUGGCUUCCUCAUGUUCAAGGCCGCCACGUUCCUAUCUGGCGGAAGCGAGCUCCUGCUCGAGAUCUUGGGCCCCGGCAUUGUUGGCGGCCUUUUCCUCCCCAUCCUCGGUGCACUUCCCGAUGCCAUGCUCAUCCUCGUGUCUGGGCUUUCAGGUAGUAAAGAAACUGCUCAAAGUCAGGUAUCUGUUGGAAUGGGACUGCUAGCUGGUUCUACCGUGCUGCUUCUUACUAUAAUAUGGGGGACCUGUGUUAUUGUUGGCAAGUGUGACAUCGAGAAUUCAAUUGCUAUUGAUUCACGAGACACUAGAGGAUUUAGUUUAACUGGUUCUGGUGUUAGUACUGAUAUUUGGACUAGUUAUGCAGCACGGAUUAUGGUUAUAUCUGUCCUUCCAUUUCUGAUCGUUCAAUUACCACAAAUUCUUAAUUCGACAUCCGGAAGACACUUGGCUGUUUUGAUAGCCCUCAUUGUGUCACUCUGUUUAUUGGCUUCUUAUUGUCUUUACCAGAUUUUCCAGCCCUGGAUACAAAGAAGGAAACUGGAAUAUAUUAAACACAAACAUGUUAUACUAGGAUUUUUGAGAAAUUUGAAUGCGUUGGAAAGGCUGCUGAACGAUAAUGGAGAACCUGAUGAAGAAGUCAUUAAAAAAUUGUUUGCAACCAUUGAUGAAAAUCAAGAUGGCAGUCUUACUCAUAAUGAAUUGAGAGCACUGGUUAUUGGAAUUCAGUUUGAAGAGAUUGACCUUGAUCAUGAUGAUGCUGUAAAAAGGAUCAUGAAUGAUUUUGAUACUUCUGGCAACGAACUAGUUGAUCGAGAUGAAUUUGUUAAUGGUGUCAGUAGAUGGCUUCGAAGGGCCUUGCGUACUCGAGUUGCAUCUGGUGAUGCUGGUCAACACACAAUGAAGUUUUUAAGUGAUUUUCACACAGAAACAAAAAGAGAACAUGAUUUGCUGAACGUGGGAGAUCAGAGUACUGAAGAGGCAGAGGGCACUGAAAAUGCUAAAUGGACAUCCAUCAAAGCAGUUCUGCUUCUGCUACUGGGCACUAUUAUUGCUGCUGCAUUUGCUGAUCCUCUGGUUGAUGCAGUGGAUAACUUUUCUGAGGCUACAAGUAUUCCUGCUUUCUUCAUUUCCUUCAUUGCUCUCCCUUUAGCAACCAAUUCAAGUGAAGCAGUGUCGGCAAUAAUUUUUGCUAGUCGUGAUAAAAGGCAAACUGCUUCAUUAACUUUUUCUGAGCUAUAUGGUGCAGUGACAAUGAAUAAUGUGCUUUGCCUAUCAGUGUUCUUGGCCUUGGUUUACGUGAGGGGAUUGACGUGGGACUUCUCUUCGGAAGUGUUAGUUAUUUUGGUGGUUUGCAUUGUGGUGGGUGUCUUUGCCAGCUUCCGCACCGUCUUCCCUCUAUGGACAUCCAUAGCGGCUAUCCUUCUUUACCCCUUCUCCCUGGCAUUAGUGUAUGUUCUUGAUUAUGUAUUUGGUUGGUCGUAGACCAAAUACUGUUUCAUAUGUUAGUGCCUUUUGGGUGUGUAUGAUUUUUAUAGUUCUCCGUCUAUGACUACGUUCUUGGUGACUUCCAUUCAUGGUGUGGAUUUGACAUCGAAUUUGUGGCUACAAUUUUGACUAAUCAGUCCAAUUAGACAAAAUAUAGCACGAAUAAAAAUUAUAGAUCGAAAUCACCGUA
Messenger RNA from Vigna unguiculata (cowpea), 1952 nucleotides. Its product is annotated as sodium/calcium exchanger family protein / calcium-binding EF hand family protein. Gene Ontology annotation, cellular component: membrane. The record is from RefSeq and is a predicted model, not a curated record. Gene Ontology annotation, biological process: intracellular calcium ion homeostasis; calcium ion transmembrane transport. NCBI's taxonomy places the organism in Eukaryota, Viridiplantae, Streptophyta, Magnoliopsida, Fabales, Fabaceae. Gene Ontology annotation, molecular function: calcium ion binding; calcium:proton antiporter activity.